Messenger RNA from Procambarus clarkii (red swamp crayfish), 1813 nucleotides. The record is from RefSeq and is a predicted model, not a curated record. Lineage: Eukaryota; Metazoa; Arthropoda; Malacostraca; Decapoda; Cambaridae.
GGUGGAGCGCGCGCGCGGGAGAACGCAUGCGCCCCCGCCCCUCAUCUUGGCGCCAUCCCUCUCCACCUUCGGCUUGAAAAUUUUUGAUAAACAAUAGGAGUUUUAUUAUAAAAAUGACUGACAAGGAGGGCGCGAAGGUAGGGGAUGGCGGUGGCCCUGUGCGUGCGGCACCAGACCUCCCGACAACCGUGGCUGUGGCAGAGGUAACACCUGUGCAACGUCUGCAAGACACCUUCGACGAUGCAGUGGAGGAGCGGGUCAUUAACGAGGAGUACAAGAUAUGGAAGAAGAACACUCCUUUUUUGUACGACCUUGUCAUGACUCAUGCCUUGGAGUGGCCGUCGCUUACAGCACAGUGGCUCCCUGAUGUUACAAGGCCAGAAGGAAAGGACUACAGCAUUCAUCGGCUGAUCCUUGGAACGCACACUAGCGACGAACAGAACCACCUACUCAUUGCCUCGGUUCAGCUUCCAAAUGAAGAUGCUCAAUUUGAUGCAUCACAUUAUGAUAAUGAAAAAGGAGAAUUUGGAGGUUUUGGCUCUGUCAGUGGAAAGAUUGAAAUAGAGAUAAAAAUUAACCACGAAGGAGAAGUAAAUAGAGCUCGAUAUAUGCCUCAAAAUCCGUGUGUGAUUGCUACGAAGACCCCAUCCAGCGAUGUCCUUGUCUUUGACUAUACUAAGCACCCUUCCAAACCCGAUCCAUCAGGAGAGUGUCAUCCAGAUCUUAGGCUACGUGGUCACCAGAAAGAAGGUUAUGGAUUGUCAUGGAAUCCCAACUUGAAUGGCUACCUCCUUAGUGCAUCUGAUGACCACACUAUUUGCUUGUGGGAUAUAAAUGCUACACCGAAAGAGAACAGAGUUAUUGAUGCAAAGACCAUUUUCACAGGCCACACAGCAGUUGUUGAGGAUGUUGCGUGGCAUCUCCUUCAUGAAUCGCUGUUUGGUUCGGUGGCGGACGACCAGAAGCUAAUGAUCUGGGAUACUCGCGCCAACAACACAAAUAAACCUUCUCACACCGUUGAUGCUCACACCGCUGAAGUCAAUUGUCUCUCCUUUAAUCCCUAUUCAGAAUUUAUUCUAGCUACUGGCAGUGCUGACAAGACGGUCGCUCUGUGGGAUUUACGUAAUCUGAGCUUGAAGCUUCACUCGUUUGCCAUGCACAAGGACGAAAUCUUCCAGGUGGCACAGGUUCAGUGGUCACCUCAUAACGAGACAAUCCUGGCAAGUUCGGGCACCGACCGUCGCCUGCAUGUGUGGGACCUCAGCAAGAUUGGUGAAGAGCAGAGUGCUGAGGACGCUGAAGAUGGUCCCCCUGAACUUCUGUUCAUUCAUGGAGGCCAUACUGCUAAGAUCUCCGAUUUCUCCUGGAACCCUAAUGAGCCUUGGGUGAUCUGCUCGGUCAGUGAAGAUAACAUCAUGCAGGUUUGGCAGAUGGCAGAAAAUAUCUACAAUGAUGAGGAACCAGAGACCCCAGCUUCAGAACUUGAAUCAGGUGCAUCUUAAAUUUUGUACGGCGCCUUUCAGGCAUUGUCAUGGUCAGAUUUGGCAAUAUUCAUAAAAUGAAGUGAGCAUUAUAUGGUUUGCACUGUAACACUUACAGGAAGCGCUCUUAUUAUUCAAAAAGGGAAAUAAUAUAUAUAAUGAACAUUAUAUACAUCAAAUUACAUAAGUAAUUUGUUAAUUUUUGUGGAUGUUUGGUUAUUGCUAUAAAGACAUUCCAUAUAAUGCACAAAACUUCAUUCAGAUUUAUACCAAUUGUUGCAAGAGUUUCAUUAGAAUUAAUAUCAUUUUUGUAAUAAAACAUGUAUGUUAAA